CUCGGAUACAUGCUGUAGCUGCUCGCCCGCACUGCAGAUUAACUCUUACCGUGCCGGGGGGAUGCAGCGAGACAUGGAAAGGAUUGGUCAGAGCUUCUCCUGACCGAAGCUCACGUAACAGCUCUUCAGCCAGCAGUCACUCUCCCUGGGGAUCACAAGGACGCCUCCUAAACUCAGCUCAUUCCUCAACCUGCCACACAGAGAGUGUGGACCGAGGCCAGGCACUGUAGAAAUGGGGCACAACACAAGGAUGCACACAGGAGACGCUGAGCGAGGAGUGUGCUUUUGAACGUUAUGUCUCUUCUUCUAAAAGACAAGAGCUGUAGAAAACUGUAGAAGCCUCAAAGCUCUGAAGACCACACAGUAUGACCCGCUGCUUUCCCACGUAUGGUGAGAGAGGCUAAAGUUGGCCACACAUCUGUGUGUGUGUGUGUGUGUAUCACACUGUGUUGAGGAGUAUUUAACUACAGCAGGAAGUGUCUGGCCUCGCCUCCAGUCCAGAGCGAGGCUGUAGUGUGCAUCCUUCGUGUUCCGGAUGCAGAACAUCCUCGAUCAAAACUUAGACAUGGCCACGGCUCUACUCGCCGGCGAGAAGCUGAAGGAGCUGAUCCUGCCGGGCUCCUCUCAGGAUGAGAGGGGUGGGGUACUGGCCGGCCUCAUGGUGCAGCUCAAACUGGAGCUGCCCUUUGAUCGUGUCGUCACUAUAGGGACAGUCAUCAUCCCUAUCCUGCUGGUCACCCUCGUCUUCACCAGGAACUUUGCAGAGGAGUCCAUAUACUGUUACACACCGCACAACUUCACCAGAGACCAGGCACUGUAUGCAAGAGGCUACUGCUGGACAGAGCUGCGGGAUGCUGCACCUGGUGUGGAGUCUCACCUUUGGCCUUCACUGUUUGAACACAAGUUCCUGCCCUAUGCCCUGCUGGCCUUUGCUGGAAUCAUGUACAUUCCUGCUUUGGGCUGGGAGUUCCUCGCCUCUACGCGGCUCACUUCAGAGCUCAAUUUCCUACUUCAAGAGAUUGAUAACUGCUAUCAUCGAGCCGCUGAGGGCAGAGCCCCAAAGAUCGAGAAGCAGAUCCAAUCCAAAGGACCUGGCAUUACUGAGCGAGAGAGGAGGGAGAUCAUCGAGAAUGCAGAGAAGGAGAAAAGCCCUGAGCAGAACCUGUUUGAGAAAUAUUUAGAGAGACGAGGCCAAAGUAACUUUCUGGCUAAGCUUUACCUAGCACGCCAUCUGGCUAUUAUCUGCCUCAGUUCUAUCCCCAUUUCCUACCUGAGCGCCUACUAUGCCCGCCAAAGGCAGAAUGAGUUCACUUGUGCACUGGGUGAGCCUCCGGACAUUAGCAGCUAUCAAGAGCUGAAGCUCAGGGUCAACUGUAAGCUGCCUGCUGUGCAGCUGCAGCGCAUCAUGGCAGCGGUAGAUAUCGCUCUGCUCUGCACCAUGAACCUCAUCAUUCUGGUUAAUUUGCUGCACUUGUUUGUGGUGCGCAAGUCCAACUUUGUAUUUGAUAAACUGAAUAAAGUUGGUAUUAAAACACGGCGGCGCUGGCAGAAAUCUCAGUUCUGUGACAUCAACAUCCUGGCCAUGUUCUGCAACGAGAACAGGGACCACAUCAAGUCGCUCAACCGGCUGGACUUCAUCACCAAUGAGAGUGACCUCAUGUAUGACAAUGUGGUCAGGCAGCUGCUGGCUGCGCUUGCACAGUCCAACCAUGAUGCUACGCCCACUGUGAGGGACUCUGGGAUACAAACACUCGAUCCCAACAUGGACCCCUCUGAUCUUGGAGUGGGAGAGAUGGCUGGGGAGCCGCUGGUCAUCAAACGGCCCCGCAAGAAGAUGAAAUGGAUCCCAAGUUCAAAUCCUCUCCCUCAGCCCUUCAAGGAACCUCUUACCCUGACACGUCUGGAAAAUAGCACCAAGCCUGAAAAACCCAAACCAGUCAGACGAAAGACAGUGGCAGACAACUUCAUUGCACCAAUUCUGGAUAGCAAGAGCACACAAUAUCCUGCAAUAAAAGAUUUGAGUGGGAUGGAGAAAAAGCACACUCGCAACUUCUCUCUGGAUGUCCACCCAUACAUGCUGACCAUUCGUAAGCCCAAAGUGGAGACCACAACCGCAGAGCCUCUACCCUCAGAGCACAACAUGGACACAGUGUACCUUGAAGGCACACACACUAUUGUUCAUGUGUCUGGUGCCAUUACAGAAACCAAGGUUUGCUCUCCAGAAUCGACCAACACUGCCUUUUCUACAGUGACCCUGCCCACCACCACUUACGUAAAUGGCGUCAGCCCAAACCCUCCCUCCAGUGAGGACGCCCUCAGCCCCAAGUCCUCUCCUCUACCCCCUCCUCCUCCUCCUCCCCCAAGGGAGCCUCACACCCAGAAGGAAAACCCAGAGUGUCAGCCACCGCCCCUGACCAGAGCCCCUACGCACCAGCUGCUGAGUAUACAUCACACGCUCUUUGAAGAAGAAGAGGAUGAAGAACACCGUAGGGAUAGACUGGCAGAGAGACCCGGGGAGCUCAUCGCUGCUGGGGAAUGUUGAAGGAGGAGAAGAAGAGGAACGUUGAUUGAAAUUCCUCUUCCCGACACUAACACUCUGUGCACAGGACCACCAUGUCCAUCACCUCCUAUCAGCAGCCACCUCUACUUUUUCAAUUAGCUCACACACUUCUGUGAUGGGUGGAUUGGACAGUGAGGAAAUGACAUGGAACUCUAGUAGUCGUAAAAGUAAAAUGACUCAGAUUUUAGAUGGGAAAACCAUUCAGAUAGGAUAAGACAAAAGUUUGUGUAUUUGAUAACACUGACCAGAGUAUUGCUGUAGGAAAUGAUGUCAUGUCUCAGGAUGACUGUACAGCUAAACACCCUCCAAUGAAACCAGCAGUGAUUUAAUUCAACAGGGUGCUACAGUGCAGGGUCAAACAGCUAUAUUAAAAAGGCUUAAUGAACGGAUCAGUUGCAACAGGAGACGAGCGAGCUUUCUAAACAAACAAACAAAGAAAAAAAAAGACACACCUUAGAGAUGCAUAUCUGCAAAGAAGACUGCAUUAUAGCUUCAAACAAAAUGUAUUUUAAACACAUAUGAUAACGCUUAGUCCCUUUAUCCCAAUAGCCAAGUAGAGAGGUAGCUCACGCAAUACAGUUGAGAUCUGCACAAUUAAUAUGCAAAAGAUCACAAUAUAUGUGUGGCAAUAAUGUAUGCGCUUGCAGCAUCAUAUUUCACAGAACGCUUAACACAUAUAGACACUGUAUAUGACUCAGUGUUUGUGGGGUGUUUAAAAUAUAGCACACGUUUCAUGGCUUUAUCAUUGCCAUUUCAGCGCUGAUUAGGAACGUGUGUCAGAUCUUGACUAUAUUUGCACGUCAUUAAUAACAGGAAAUUGGCACAUUAUAUAAAGGAACAGUAAAGGAACAGGCUAUAAUAAAAAGGGUGGUGUUGUGAGGUGGCGUGCAACCACAAUAUUGCUCUUUUUGUCUAAUAGGUAUCAGAUAUCUUUGACAGAAAUGCAGUGAUGUGGGUGCUUUCUUCUGAACACUUUAAAAGCAACUCUAAUGUGAUGAAUGGAGCUGGACUCAACUGGUGUGACCUAUGUGUUCUGCUGGCUUCUUGUGGGAGUGCUGUGAUGUAAAGUGAAUGAAGUGAUGAGUAGAUGUGAAAUCGUUCCACAGAGGAAGGUUUAUUACACGAUGACUAAGCUUUUGAUUGCCAUCUGCUGUCUCUGACA
Epinephelus lanceolatus (giant grouper) is the source of this 3722-nucleotide messenger RNA. It is a transcript of the gene panx2, whose product is annotated as pannexin 2. Gene Ontology annotation, molecular function: wide pore channel activity. Gene Ontology annotation, cellular component: plasma membrane. Gene Ontology annotation, biological process: monoatomic cation transport; cell-cell signaling; positive regulation of interleukin-1 production. Lineage: Eukaryota; Metazoa; Chordata; Actinopteri; Perciformes; Serranidae. The record is from RefSeq and is a predicted model, not a curated record.